This is a messenger RNA of Centropristis striata (black sea bass), 2322 nucleotides long. RefSeq names its product coenzyme Q2 4-hydroxybenzoate polyprenyltransferase (gene coq2). The transcript has 9 exons. The coding region runs from base 262 to 1443 and encodes 393 amino acids. The record is from RefSeq and is a predicted model, not a curated record. Gene Ontology annotation, cellular component: mitochondrial inner membrane. Gene Ontology annotation, biological process: ubiquinone biosynthetic process. Lineage: Eukaryota; Metazoa; Chordata; Actinopteri; Perciformes; Serranidae.
GAUCAUAUCCAAAAAACGGAUGUUCUUGUUCUCGAUCACGCCUGGCAUUGGUUCCGCAUAGUGGCAUUGUUUCCUUCGGAGCAAUAUCGAGCGGACCAUAACAGGAAGACGCAACUGCAGUGUAGCAGCAGUGACCCAGGAGCCACCUGUGCAGUAGCUAGUUCCCCAUAAAAGUCACAUUUAAACAACUGUUACCUACAGUGGAGGGUGACAGUUUCAGAGGGAAAAGAGACAAUGUCAGUCUGAUCUCAGAGAAACACCAUGUUCCCAGCUAAGCUGACCAGUCGGAUAACUCUGAAUGUCCUGAGGAGGAUUCAUCACGGACCUUCUUAUCCCUGUCUUUACUCCCUGACAAGCUCCUUCCUUCACACAGAAGGUGGAAGGACAAGAAAUGUGAGUCUCCACUCAGAUUCCAGUGCAUUGAGAAAAGUGUUUAGCAGCCACACUGCUAUCCGCCCGUUACUCAGACUAGAUGAAACACAACAAUAUGGGAGAAGAUCAUUCAGUGUAUCAGCUGCUACAAUUGUGAAUUCAGCCCCCGCACCUGUACAGCCAUACCUUCGAUUGAUGAGACUGGACAAACCUAUUGGAACAUGGCUUCUCUACCUCCCAUGUACAUGGAGCAUUGCUCUGGCUGCCGACCCCGGAUGCCUCCCACAUCUGGGCAUCCUCACACUGUUUGGCACAGGUGCUCUGCUGAUGAGAGGAGCGGGCUGCACCAUCAAUGACAUGUGGGAUAAAGACUUUGACCAAAAGGUGGCAAGGACGGCAACUCGACCGAUCGCAUCAGGAGAGAUUUCUCGGAGGCAGGCACUAGUCUUCUUAGGAGGGCAACUUUCUCUGGCACUUGGGGUUCUCUUGUGUCUCAACUAUUACAGCAUAGCUUUGGGUGCUGCCUCACUAUCUCUUGUCGUCUCCUACCCGCUGAUGAAGAGGAUCACUUAUUGGCCACAGUUUGUGUUGGGCCUCACUUUUAACUGGGGAGCGCUGCUCGGCUGGUCCGCUGUCAAGGGCUGCUGUGAUUGGUCAGUAUGCCUGCCUCUGUAUUUCUCAGGAGUGAUGUGGACGCUGAUAUAUGACACAAUAUAUGCACAUCAGGAUAAGGAGGAUGAUAUCAAGGUAGGAGUAAAAUCUACUGCUCUGAGGUUCCAGGAGCAAACCAAACCUUGGCUGAGUGGCUUCAUGGUGGCCAUGAUGUCAGGACUGGUUGUAGCUGGAGUCAAUGCUGAGCAGACUCUCCCUUACUAUGCUGUCCUGUCCACAGUGGCCAUUCACCUAACACAUCAGAUUUACACAUUGGACAUUAACAAACCAGAGGACUGCUGGAAGAAAUUUGUCUCAAACAGAAACCUUGGACUGCUGUUAUUUUUGGGCAUUGUUGCCGGCAAUUUGUGGAAAGAAAGAAGAGAGACUUUGUUGCAAAACGAGGAAGCAGACAGAUAAGUCAGAAAUCCCACAAAGUGACCGAAAUGACCACCAUGCCACCACAGCGAGAAACUAAAAGUCAUGAACAACGGGAAACGUUUACACUUAAUAUAAACCAGUCUACGCAGCCAUAAGGCUGUUGUGGCGUUCCAUCUACGGGCAAACUCAGACAUGCGGCUCGAAGAUUCGAUGGUCCAGACAUCUCCAUCGGAUAGUCUGCUCCAGUCUGGGGAGUCUCCUGGUGACUUUUCCCAAAAGCCAAAACCAGCUGCGUUGUUGAGACAUUCACUGAUCCUCCAGUGAGAAUAAUAUUGGAUCCUCAAAACCAACGCCAGACCCCAAACCCACAGCAUGCCAUGGAGAAUGACAGAAUUUGAGGGAUUGUAGGUGUUAAGUUUCAGGAAAUAGACAAGACAAAACCUCCCCCACUCUAGCAAUAACACCUGCAUCAAUUUAAUGAAGACCACACUGAGGGGAUUAGGGGGAGGGUUGAUGUUAAUCCCUGCAAUUAAGGACACAAAUUGGCUGUAGGAGCACAAAGGCCCACCAAGCAGUGUGGUGAAAUUGAGGAUGUAGCUAAUAAGAGGGAGGAGCUUCACACAAGUCUUCUUUUUGGAUGAAUCGGCAAUUGUAAGCAGAACUCGUUUCUCCUGGAGGUCCAUGGACAGCGAGGUGAUCCUCUGAGUGAGCAGCAUCAGGGAGGACACUGCCAAAAACAAUCUGAAAGUGGAAGAGUUUUAAUUUUGAUCACAUAAGAAAAGGUUCUUGAAGAGAAAUAAAUGUUUAAAUAUCUGUAUGCAUUUCAUGUUUUUGCCCAGUGCAUAAUAUCAAAUAUGGUUCAAAGCUAGUCCUUAACAGUGGGAACCCAAACUUGACAAGAAAUACUCUUCUUAAGGU